This is a messenger RNA of Gossypium raimondii (Peruvian cotton), 3804 nucleotides long. RefSeq lists its product as hypothetical. NCBI's taxonomy places the organism in Eukaryota, Viridiplantae, Streptophyta, Magnoliopsida, Malvales, Malvaceae. The transcript has 5 exons. The record is from RefSeq and is a predicted model, not a curated record. Gene Ontology annotation, biological process: regulation of defense response to fungus. Bases 764 to 3478 code for a protein of 904 amino acids.
CUCUCUCACCCGUCACAACACUAAGGUCCCCAAAAAAAGCAAUAUAUUGGAUCGAAUAAAGUUCUAAACACAGUAAAAUAAUAAAAAUAAUUAAGAAAAAAAGACUAAAGUGAAAAAAAGUAGGAGAUUCCAUAGUGGAGGCCAGACCCAGAAGCUGUUGACGUUUGAAGGGGUUGUACUUGUUGCAAUAGCCAAUAGUAUGUAAGUAAAAAACGAUGGCGUUUCGGUGGUCUUUUUUUUACUUUACCUGCACCCAUUGGGAAACGAUCCAGGGUACACUCGGUUUCGUGGUCUCUCUGUCUUUUUCUAGUUCUUGUAUUUUUUCUUCUCUUUCUCGGUACCCAAAGUGGAACAAAAAUUGAGCAGAGUACAAACUCGGGUUGCUUCAGAACACACUUAACUAUUCUCUUUCAACAGCAAAUUUCAGAGUGUUUCUCACAAAUUCUGGGAUCCUUCAUUGCAUUGUCUUAACCUCUCUUCCCCAAACUUUCCUUUCCCUGUUUGGUCGCUAAGAAACCCAAGAGAAACUUGCUUAAAAACAAAACAAAUAGAACCUUAAUUCAGCUUAUCAAUUCCCUUCCGCUCUUGGUAUUCUCUUAUUUCCUAUUACCAAACUUAGCUAAAAAGAGUUGUUGUUUUUUUCCUUAAAUGGAAUGUGUUUGAUGAUGAUAGUUGUUGCAAGAGAUUCUCAAGCUCUUUAAAAUAAGUUUAGAGAAGUAUUACAUUGUUUUGGCUUGACAUAAGGCUUUGAACGAUUCAAAAAAUGGCCGAGUCAACCAAAGUGAGGUUGGUUCGGUGUCCAAAGUGUGAAAACCUUCUCCCAGAGCUUGCUGAUUAUUCGGUUUACCAGUGUGGUGGCUGCGGUGCUGUUCUUCGAGCUAAAAUUAGGAAUCAUGAAGCAGUUACUUUCUUGGACAAGUCGAAAGAAGACAGUCUUGGCAGAGUCUCUACCAAAUCCCAAACUUCCUCCGAGAAGGGAAUAGUAGACUCAAGUGAUGCCUCUGAUGCAGAUGUUAAAUCAAGUGCUGGGUUUUUGAUGUGUGAUCAAAGGGAUCCAGAGAAUAAUGAUGUUGAGGGCAGUGAUAGAAGUAGGAGUGAAUCAAAGGUUGCUGGUGAUAAAUGGUCUCUUGAGAACCCAAAUGAUAUUAGCAGGAACAAGGAUGAUAUAGUGAAUUCUAUUGGAAGAGAACAGGAGGAUUUGGAUUCCAAUUUUGUAUAUACUGGUGGAUCACAAAGACUGGGACAGAUGUCCGAUUGGCAGGCUGGGAAACGAGAAGAGAUGGAGCAAUUUCAGAGAAUUCCAAGAGUUGUCGUUGAAGGUGUGCGAUUUUCUACCUCAAAACACCCAGAUGAAGGCCCAUCAAACCUUAAUUUGGAUUCUUCUUAUGGUUAUCGCGAAUCGUUGCAGAAUCAAACUGACCUGGAUGGUUCUAGUAGAAUUCACCUUGACCAAGAUCGAGCUGUGCUUCUGAGGAAGCUAGAUGAGCUAAAGGAGCAACUUAGUCAGUCUUGUGAUGUGGCUGAUAAACCAAAAGAAAAGGCUCCGGUUGAUAGGAGGGUAGUUCCUCCAGAGUCUUAUGGUGGUACUGAUAGCUGGUUUGCAAAUAGUUCUUCUGGAUUGCAGAAGCCCUCAAUGCCUUUCUAUGGACCUGAUAAGCAUGCUGCGGAAGCAGGACCUUCUUACUUUGGUUUUUUUCCAGAACCAUUUGCUUAUCCCGUUGAACAUGAUGUGACUCAGCAUGGGUUGUAUCCUCCAAUGCGUAAUCCAAAUCAUAUCCCUGCAUAUGGAGAUCCUUUUGGAUCCAAAAUGCUUGGAAGAGCUCCGCACCAGUUCCCUGGAGAAUACCAACAGCCACGUCAUCCAUACUUUUCUGGACAGUACAUUGAAAGUAAUCAUGAUCCAUUUAUGCCAUAUCCACGAAGUUCAGUGUUGCACCAGGCUUCUUGUUCUUGCUUUCAUUGUUAUGAGAAACAUCGGCGAGUUCCAGCACCUAUUCCACCCAGUUCAUUUGGCAAUAAAAGGUUCCCUGAUGUGCCUAGCAACCCAUUUUACCAUAUUGACAACCCUAGGUCUUUUGGUUCGCAUUACCAUAGUUCUAGGACCACAAUGCCCCCAUUGAAUGCUCAUGCUAGAUGGCAGAAUGAUAUUAACUCAGACAUGGGUGGUUUUGUUCAUUACCGUCCCCAGAGAGUAGUGCUAGCUGGUGGUGGGCGCCAUAUUCGUCCUAUAGCUGGUGGUGCUCCAUUUGUAACGUGUUAUAAUUGCUUUGAAUUGCUACGAGUGCCCCGGAAAGUGCAGCUCAUGGUGAAAAAUGAACAUAAAUUGCGGUGUGGAGCCUGUUCAACUGUGAUAAACUUUAUUGUCAUGGACAAGAAGCUUGUUCUUCUUAAUCAUGCAGAAUCAAAGGGAAUUUCUGUAGAUGUUGAUGAUAACUGUAAUGAAGGCCGUGUCAACCGAAUUGCUACUAACUUCUCCUCUGAUGAUUAUGAUCAUUCAGGUUAUGAUUUUCAGUCAAUGGAUAGAGAACCUGUUGCAUCGUCAACUGGCCAGGCUUUGAAUUCAGUCAGACCUCAGGAAAUGCAAAGCUUUCAUUCUUCAUCUCCUAGCACCUCCGAGGAUGAAAACAGUCCGGAUGUUUUAACUGCUUCAAGACAGGAAGUGAGUUCUGUUCAGCAGCCAGCCAAAUCCACUUUGUCUUCCCCACCUGCAGGCUCACCUCUUCAAGAGCACUUUGAUUAUUCUUCUAGCAAUCAUGCAGCCAAUCGAUUCAGGAAGGGAAAUCGUAGUAGUCGCUCCGAUCAAGAGAAAGUUGUGUCAAUCAAGGGUGCCACACGACAAAAUUCUUUAAAAGAGGCAUUACCUACUGAGAUGGAGGUGUCAUUCAAUGAGUAUGCUAAUACUGGGAUUUCUCAAGAUUCAGGGGAUGUAACUAGGGAAGAUGAUCAACCGAAAAUGGCAAAAGGAGGUGAAUCAUUUUUUGCAAAUAUUAUCAAGAAGAGUUUUAAGGAUUUCUCAAGAUUUAAUCAAACAGAGGAACGUGGGAAAAGUAACAUUUCAGUUAAUGGACAUCCUAUUCCUGAACGUGUGGUUAAAAAAGCUGAAAAGAUAGCUGGACCGGUUCUUCCUGGACAGUAUUGGUAUGAUUUCCGAGCUGGAUUCUGGGGUGUUCUCGGCGGACCUUGUCUUGGCAUAAUUCCUCCUUUUAUCGAAGAAUUUAACCAUCCAAUGCCAGAGAACUGUGCUGGUGGAACCACUGGUGUUUUUGUAAACGGGAGAGAGCUCCAUCAGAAAGAUUUAGAUUUGCUUGCUAAUAGAGGGCUUCCACCUGACAGAGAUAGAUCUUAUAUCAUUGAGAUAUCGGGCAGAGUUCUGGAUGAGGACACUGGUGAAGAGCUAGAUAGCCUUGGGAAACUUGCGCCAACAGUUGAGAAAGCGAAGCGUGGUUUUGGCAUGAAAGUUCCAAGAGCAGCUGCAUAAUGCAUUUGUAAUGAUCGCAGAAUUUUUGAUUUUUUCUAAACCAAGUGCCGAAAUAAGCAUCUUGGCUGUAUUGGUUGGAACUUGGAAGGUCUGAAAUCUGAAUGAUGUUUCUGUAGCUAGAUGGGUUGGUGUUGGAUUGUUUCUUAAGCCAUCGAUAAAAUAGUGAUAAAGUUUCUGAUUUUAUUAGAUAUUUUCACUGGUGGUGAUAAUAGUUCACAGUUUAAAGUUACUGCUUUCUCUAUGCUGCAAUUUGUAAAUGGGAUUUAUGUAAAUUUGGUUUGAUCCCUCCAUUUUUGUUUUACGGAAUGAGAUAUGGAUUUCUCGUC